Messenger RNA from Athalia rosae (coleseed sawfly), 1616 nucleotides. RefSeq lists its product as uncharacterized. The record is from RefSeq and is a predicted model, not a curated record. The transcript is spliced from 3 exons. Lineage: Eukaryota; Metazoa; Arthropoda; Insecta; Hymenoptera; Athaliidae. The coding region runs from base 83 to 1279 and encodes 398 amino acids.
ACCAACGUCAAAAUUUUAUGAUUUCAGUUCAAAUUUUACGAUUCAAAAUUUUUACAAGUUUUUCAUUUUUCAAUAUUCGACUAUGAACGGAUUUCUCAAUUACGCAAGACCGAAUUUAUCACUGAUCAGGAGAUUUGAAAAAUUGCCGCACGGUCUCACUGUCAAAUUCGUAUCGAAUUCAACUGUCAAAAACGAUGAGGGGUUCCUGUCAAGGUUCAAAAAAUUAUUCGGCCAAUCAUCCGCGCAUGUCGAGGAUUUCGGAAGAACGAAAAUUUGCCGGAGAGACUCGAGGACUUUUUCUCAUCGCCGUGAAAAGUGCUCCUUCGUUACGUACGGUGGAUUUUUGCGCUCCGCGAACUCGAACAUGAGAACCGUAGGAAUGUCCAAACGGCAGAUGUCAAUUUUGGGUUCCUUGAAGGCCGCGAUGGGCUUGAGCCCACGGAAUUCAAAACCCGUACCCAUCCGUGAACCGAACAUGCCGCAAAAACCGGUGGAUCAGAAAAAAGAGGAGAAACGAAAAAACGAGAAACCUGUCCUGCGGACUGAUCAAGCUGAAAACGCAGAGGAGGUAACGCACGUACGCUCGGCUAUGAUGGAUGAACAUGGGAAGGCCGUGACCGAAGAUAACUUUGUUCGCACGGAAUGGGGAGUAAGAAUAAAAGAUAAGGCGCGAAAAGUUGACCCCCAGGUAAGCGAUUCUAAAGCAGAUGUUAAAAAGCCAUUUUACUUUGAAAAAUCACUUUGGGGAGUCAACGUCAGACAGUUCAUGACCAGGGUCAAUGAACUACGUAAGGGAAAUGACCUUGGCUCAAAUCGAAGGCAACAAACUCCCGAAACUGCGCCCGGCGAUGAUUUAGACGUGAACGUUCUGUCGGCAAAAUCUGAAACCGGAGCCACCGAAACGGAUUUCGAAAGGUCAGCGGUGUCCUCGUAUCGAAAUAUACCCGAGGAGGUUAAUUUUGAGAGUAAUUCACCCGAUAUAAAACCAGGAGGUGAAACGAGCGCUUGGAAAGAGUUAACGGAGAAAAGUCUGAGCAGUUUAGAGCAACGGAAAACAGGAUCUUCCUUCGUCAAAGUGCCUGGGAUGUUUCUCCAACCGGAACCACCUGUUCCAAAAAAAGACGUGAAAUCAAUUCCUCCGAUUUGGAAUUUCGAGGCCGAACUCAACGAAGAAGAGAUGCGAGAGAAGCGGGCUGCUGCUCUCAAGAAAGUUGAUAGUCAGAAGACGUUAUUCGGAAGGCUGCUGAAAAAUCCGUUCCGGGUUGUUAAAAAGCCAUGAUUUUAGAAGAAAAAAAAACAAAAUAUGGCUGAAUCAAUCCGCGGAAACGUAUCUUCGGCACAUGCGAAGGAAUUACGUCCGGACCGAAAGGUCAGAGGGAAACUUUCCUGGGAAAACUGAACCCUUUGGCAAAAAGCUGCCGCCGAUUUGUGUGAGUAUUUACCCUGGGUCACCGGUAUCAUUCGGAUGUGUCGGUAGCGGGUUCCGUCAAAGCAUGAUCCUAUAACGUUGGUGUACCCGGAGUAAAUAGCCACCAUAUCUGAGGCGGUUGUUUGAAUUUUCGUAAUUAAACCGCUCCUACCCAGUAAUCCGGAACGUUAUAGCCUCAUGGACUCGA